Phycodurus eques (leafy seadragon) is the source of this 1754-nucleotide messenger RNA. RefSeq names its product monoacylglycerol O-acyltransferase 3b (gene mogat3b). Gene Ontology annotation, molecular function: diacylglycerol O-acyltransferase activity. Gene Ontology annotation, biological process: triglyceride biosynthetic process. The record is from RefSeq and is a predicted model, not a curated record. Gene Ontology annotation, cellular component: endoplasmic reticulum membrane. The transcript is spliced from 10 exons. The coding region runs from base 1 to 1398 and encodes 465 amino acids. Lineage: Eukaryota; Metazoa; Chordata; Actinopteri; Syngnathiformes; Syngnathidae.
AUGACAAGAGCAAAAGAACCCGAAGCGCGUCAGGCCCCGGCAGCGGCCGCGCACAUCCCCGUUUCAAUUUCGCUCAUUUGCGACGACGACAUCGCGCAAAUAAGAUGCCGCGAUCGAAGAUGUGGCAAGCGAGGCUGCCUGGAAAAAGCGGCCGAUUUACACGUUUAUCUGCCGAUUGACGCCUUUCGCUUGCCGUGGGAGUUCUUCCAUUCGGUUAGGAUAAAUAGCGCGGCGCGGCUGAUUGGGAAGCAUCGUGCAAUUCAAUGCGACGUCGGAGGAUGGCAAAUCCGCCCCAGGUUCCUUCACGCCUACCGCUGGUGGUUCUCUCAAAUAUACUCCCUUCCGCAUUCCAACAACACGCACGUUCGGUGCAUCGAAGACCGAGUUGCCCGCAGAGAUGCUAAUUGGCCACAAGUUGUCAGCAUGACAAAAACUCAGAGGAAAGACUUUUUAGAGGCCUCCAGUGUUCUACAAUGGAUACUGACCUUUCUCUUCUUGGGGGUGACGUGUAUCAUCCUGAUGGUGGGUCUCAUGUUUACAUCACUGUGGCUGCUUCCCACUCUGUACUUCAUCUGGCUGGUGAUUGACUGGCAGACCCCUGAGAAAGGCGGCAGAAGAAAGCCAUCUGUGAGGAAGUGGAAAGUUUGGGAACACUACAGAGAUUAUUUUCCUAUCAAGCUGGUGAAGACCGCAGAGCUGAAUCCCAACAAAAACUACAUCCUCGGCUGUCACCCACACGGUAUCAUGAGCAUAGGAGCCUUUGCCUGCUUCAACAUAGAGUGCUGCGGCUUCUCGGAGGCUUUUCCUGGGAUGCACGUCUCCUUGGCCAUACUGGCCGGACUCUUCCGGAUCCCACUCUUCAGGGACUACCUCAUGGCCGCAGGCCUGUGUCCAGUCAGCAGGCCAAGCCUGGGCCACCUUCUGUCCAAGCAUGGCACAGGAAAUGCUGUGGUGAUUGUGAUAGGGGGCGCUGCAGAGUCUCUGGCCUCCCAUCCUGAGGUACAAACAGUGAUCGUGAAGCAGAGAAAAGGCUUUGUCAGACUAGCGCUGGAAUAUGGGGCUGACUUGGUGCCAGUUUACUCCUUCGGGGAAACAGAGCUCUUCCACCAGGUCACGUUCUCAGAGGGCUCAUUGGGUCGAAGGCUACAGGACCUGUUUAAAAAGGUCACGGGUUUUGCCCCUUGUCUGUUCAUUGGCGAUCGCUGGGCAGUGUUGCCCUACAGGACUCCCAUCACCACAGUGGUGGGACAUCCCAUCUCUGUGCCCCAGCGCGUCACACCCACCGAGGAGGAGGUCGACCACUAUCAUAAAUUGUACAUGGACGCCCUGUCCAAUUUAUUCCAUGAGCACAAGGUCAGCUGUGGACUAUCAGAGAGUCACAAGCUUUUUUUAAUGUAGAGGUUUUACCUCCACCUGACCUGCUUCAAUGGACUAACCAACCACGUGUGUGUGUUUAAACUGAAAUAAUGAUCAACCCUUUACAGUACCGCUGUGAAACAAACUACCUCAGGGACAUUUCUACUAGGAGUUGAUAACUUUCACCACCAUAAAUCAGCUGCUUUUGAAGACACUGGACGCAUUAUUUAGCCAUAUUCAACAAAUUGAUAUGGCUAAUAAGUAUUCAAAGGUGAAUACAGGCUGUCCAGUCUCAAUUUAAAUGUGAAAAUGGAUGAGUUUCAUACGACUAACCGUGCCCAAAGAAAUUUAUUUAAUGAGGGGGGGGGAAUGUAGUAUCUCAUUUUAUAAUUUCCAGU